AAAGAAUAAAAAAAAAUGAAAGGUUGGUAAGUAUGGAGGUAUGAUAAGCAAUUGAAGAAUAUUUAAUUUCUCUACUAGCUAGGAGUUUGGCACUUUACAAUUUUCCUCCGGUUAGAAUCUUGAACCAAGAUCAGGUUGCUCUGAAAAUGGAGAAGGAAAGCCGAGUUCAAAUCCCAAGAGUGAAACUUGGAAGUCAAGGAUUGGAGGUUUCUAGAUUGGGCUUUGGUUGUGGAGGAUUGUCUGGAAUAUAUAAUGCUCCUCUCUCUCAUGAAGAAGGGUGUUCUGUUAUAAAGGAGGCUUUUUCCAAGGGCAUCACCUUCUUUGACACAUCUGAUCUUUAUGGCGAUGAUCACCAUAACGAGAUUAUGGUUGGAAAGGCUUUGAAGCAGCUUCCACGGGAUAAAGUGCAAUUAGCAACAAAAUUUGGAAUUAUUAGGCUUGAGGGAUUUAGCUUUGGCGUCAAGGGGACCCCUGAAUAUGUGCGAAAAUGCUGUGAAGCUAGCCUUAAGCGGCUUGGUGUGGACUAUAUUGAUCUUUACUACCAGCAUCGUGUAGAUACUUCAGUGCCAAUAGAGGAUACUAUGGGGGAACUCAAGAAGCUGGUAGAGGAGGGAAAGAUAAAGUACAUUGGGCUAUCUGAACCUAGUGUUGACACCAUAAGGAGAGCUCAUGCUGUUCAUCCUAUUACAGCUUUAGAGAUGGAGUAUUCCCUCUGGACUCGUGAAAUUGAAGAGGAUAUAAUUCCACUUUGCAGAGAGCUUGGAAUUGGGAUAGUGGCAUAUAGUCCUCUUGGUCGAGGUUUCUUUGGUGGGAAGGCUACUGUUGAGAGCUUACCUACUGAAAGUAUUUUGGCUAUGCAUCCAAGAUUCACAGGGGAUAAUUUAGAGAAUAACAAACUUGUAUAUGCCCGUUUUGAAGACUUGGCUCGAAAGCGUGGACGCACCCCUCCUCAGUUAGCUCUGGCAUGGCUACUUCAUCAAGGAGAAGACAUAAUUCCAAUCCCUGGGACAACAAAGAUUAAAAACCUUGAAAACAACAUAGGAUCCUUGGCAUUGAAGCUCACACAAGAAGAUCUGAAAGAAAUCGGUGAUGCAGUGCCCGUUGAAGAAGUGAGUGGCCUAAGAGAUUAUGAUGUUUUUGCUGAUUAUUGUUAUAAGCUUGCAAAUACCCCAAAAAAGUGAUUGCCAAAGUCAGAGCCCCUGGAAGUGAAACUUUCUUUGGGUUUCUUCUAUGCUGAGCGUCGAUGCUAGCAAACGAUGAAGGUGACAUGAAAUGCCUCAUUGUGAUUUGAAAUUACUCUAUAGUCUGAACCAUUUCUACUUUGAACUCUGAUACACAUUGCUGUCUAUGGGAUUCUAAAUCAAAUGUCUGUCGAUUAUUUUUUUAUACA
Theobroma umbraticum is the source of this 1390-nucleotide messenger RNA. RefSeq names its product perakine reductase-like. NCBI's taxonomy places the organism in Eukaryota, Viridiplantae, Streptophyta, Magnoliopsida, Malvales, Malvaceae. Gene Ontology annotation, cellular component: cytoplasm. The record is from RefSeq and is a predicted model, not a curated record.